Oikopleura dioica is the source of this 1710-nucleotide messenger RNA. NCBI's taxonomy places the organism in Eukaryota, Metazoa, Chordata, Appendicularia, Copelata, Oikopleuridae. The record is from the annotation of a GenBank genome assembly.
AUGGUAAAGCUAAAACUACUGGCACUUGCCGCAAGCUCAGUUCAUGGAAGCGACAUAGCUACAAAUACUCAGUGUAGAAAGCCGGAUCAGUGGUUCAAAAACUUAUCAAGCCGUGUAAAUUUCUCGUGCCCAGACGAACUGACCGACUCCUCGAAGUGCCAAGUCACCUGCCCAGAUGAUUACACGCCGUCUAUUCCAGAAGUCACUUGCUCCUGCACCAGAUUUAGGUGGAAAGAAAAGAAGAUAAACGGCGUCUACCAAGUUCCCUUCAAAUUCGGCUCGAUCGCUGAAUUUGGCUUUUCUCAAUCGACGAAGAACUCGAUUCGCGAGCACUUGGACUGGUUCAACUCGGAGACGAAAAAGUGCAUCGUUUUUAAAGAAGACGAUUCGGACUCGUUCAACGGCGCUAGUCUUGGUUCUGGCUGCCAUACUCUCGGCCGAUCCCUUCACGAAUUCUUCCACGCGCUUGGUUUUCUCCACGAGCAUCAGCGACCCGAUCGAGACAACUUCGUCGACAUCCACUGGGAAAACAUCCGAAACGGACAUGCCUCGGAUUUCUCCAAGAUUUCCAUGAACCAGUUUUCUGAUAAUUUCAUCGGCUACGAUAUCAACAGCGUAAUGCAUUACUCGACCGAUGCUUUUUCGAAUGGUAACGGCCCGACUCUGACGCUCAAAAGCGGCUUGAAUCCGAUCACGAAUGGCCAACGACUUCGUCCGACGACAAAAGACAUGAUGGGCAUCUGCAAGAGUUACGGCUGCGAUCCUACUUGCGGCAACGAGCUGGAAAUGUGCAACAGCGGCGGAGAACAAUACUUUGCCUCUCGCCGAUGCGAUGGGUUCGCUGAUUGCACUGACGGCUCGGAUGAAAUGGGCUGCGAAGAAAACUGCUGCAAAAAAUGGGAGUUUGGAGGCGAAGUUUUUGAAGAACAAGGAACCUGGGCAGGGCAAAAAUGGUACCGAUCGCCGAGCAGUUCCAAGGUCAUUUAUUUGAAUGACAGGAUGGGAUUUUGGAUUCUCGGGAGAACGCUCGGAUCGGAUAGUGCUUACUCUUUUGGAAACUUUGCGCCGGGACAAUGCGCCAACGAAGCAUCCGGUUGGUUAACCUACAACGAUCAAAUCAACGAGUGGGAUCCCGUCAACUACAUACCCAACUGCCUUGACCGUAGCAACGAGUUCGACAUGACGACAACUUUCGCUCCUCCUUCUGGAAUCCACUGGCAAGUCGAUGACAUGCUCAAUGGAAACUCAACAGGAAACGCGACUAGUUGGGAGGACGACUAUCUUGAUGAAGAUCAGAAGUGCUCGGAAUUUGAUCUUCCUUGGCUGAGCGCUGGAAAUUGGACUUGUUUAGGACAGUGCGAUAACGCAUUCGGCGAUGUCGACCAGGGCGACUUUUGCAUCCCCACCUGUCCAGCCAACUUCGAGUUAAAAUGUUCCUCCGGCGACCUUCUUUCCAAAACCGCUCGAUGCAAUGCCGUCGACGGUCACGUGUUCUUCACCCACGACCAUACUGACAUCCCCUACGGCGGCUGCGAUUGCGUCCCAAGCGGAUGCAACAUGUCAGAAUUGCCCGUCAGCGAGUUUUACAACUGGAUGUGCAGAGAUACCAGAGGCGGUUUUGUUCCUGAAGGGACGCUUUGUGAGCCAGAAUGUAAGAAAUGGCAUGAGACAGCGAUUCCAGUCGGUGGUGAUGGCUUAAAAAAUCUAUAA